This is a messenger RNA of Cladophialophora immunda, 1671 nucleotides long. RefSeq lists its product as uncharacterized. Lineage: Eukaryota; Fungi; Ascomycota; Eurotiomycetes; Chaetothyriales; Herpotrichiellaceae. Bases 1 to 1671 code for a protein of 556 amino acids. The transcript has 2 exons. The record is from RefSeq and is a predicted model, not a curated record.
AUGACGCUCAAAGACGUCUACCAGCGUUUCCUAGAGUUACCCAAUCCUAUCAGCCUGUCCGAGAAUGCCUCCCUCCACUACAUUACCACCCUGACUACCUUUACACAGCCCGUCAACAUUGUUCGGCAUCUUGAGUUUCAAAACAAAAAGUCGGUCAAGGCCAAAAGUGCGAGGAUAAUUUCGGCUGUGGAGGGACCUCAUGCCAUUGCCCUGGAGGUUGAGACGGUGCUGGAAUUCAUCUCAGGUGGAGGAUCAUACCUGCCAGGUCUCGAGAACUUUGUUGUCGACAAAAUUGCGAUAAUUCCGACGACGCAUAUUGUCCAUUUCGAUGCCGAACAGAAAAUCUCCGUGAUCCGUAUCUCCUGGGAUCAAGCGUCAUUGCUGAAACAGACCGAAGUGAUUGGUUCAAGAGGCAAGAAUUGGCCUGUGGUCGACGGCAAAGACCAGGUCAGACUCAUCAACUCCAGCUUGACGGCGGUGCCCCCGGCAGCAGAACUCCCCACUAGUCCCAGAGGUCGCUCCGAAAACCAAAGUCUUGCAUCGUCGCGCAAUGCGUCCCCAAGCAAGAGGCACAUCAAGGACCCUCAUGCAAGCCUCGACCUCUUCUCACCGAAACCCGUCGACGAAAAUGAGCGAAUUUUGGGCCCCAAUGCUGUGGCUCCGCGGGCGUCAGCCAGACCCCCGCCACGCGAGAUGAGCGAGUUGUUCGCGGCGGGACAUGAAGAUCAUGAGCCAGGAUCGCCAAAGAAAGCCCCGGUCGAGCCUGUCGUUGCACCCAAAGGAGGCAGCAACCAGAAGUUCGCGCCGCCCCGUCUCUUCGCUGACGACCCCAAUGAGCCCGCUCCCGUCGGCUACAAGUCCAACCCUGCCAAGUACAACCAUUUCGAUCUCGGAGAGGAGCUGGAAGAUGAUCCACUGCAGUAUCGUGACGUUACUCCCAAGCCGAAGACAACGAUGCCGGUACGAGGAAAAUCCAGCAGACAGCAAUCUCAAUGGGAUUUCGCAGACUUUUUUACGCCAGAGAAGGUCACGCAAAAGGUGCGAGAUCAAGACAUAGUCCACUUCAGCCUUGACAGUGCCGUAAAUGACCUCGAGACCCCGGGAAAGAAGGUCACAGGGAAGCCACGCCGCGACAAUGAGAUCCACUUUGAAUUGCAGGACGACGGAACUCCCAUCGAGCGGCAUGCCGUCCCAAAGCCCCGAAAAGACGCGGAAACGCACUUUCAACUGAGAGAUACCGCGACCCCAGCUCCCAACCGUACCUCGGGCAGGCCGACCAGCUCGGCCAGUGAUCGCAUGGGGCUAUACUCAAAUAAUGUAUUCGACGAGGAUGAAAAUGGCAGACCGCAGGAAAAGGCACCGCUCUCAACCAUCACCAACAAUACCAGUCGCAAACACGAUUUCGACAGCCACUGGACAAUGGCUGAAGCGUCGCCAGCCAACGAAAAGGCCAAUAAUGAGAACAAGCCUGUCAGCAAGCACCGCAAGAAGCCGUCACAAAUGGAAACACACUGGGACCCGUAUGAGGAGACACUCGACCAGCCACAGAACCCGCCUACGCAGAGUCGGUUGAGAAAGGGCAUGGAGAGUCACUGGAGCAUGGGAUCAGAGGAGGAAAAGGACACCACCAAUGGGAAAAACAAGAAUCAAAAGAGCUUCUGGGACUUUUGA